AUGAAUUCUUUUAAGUCCCUUUUUUUAGUAAUCACUUUGAUGCUGUACUGUGUCCACUCCCUAAGCCUUAAGGGUAGCAAUAACAGAGGAGGCAAUCACCUACUAAAUGUAUCUUUGGAUGGAAAAAGUAAUGUACAAUUAAUAAAAUCACACAGUCAUUCAGCCUACUCUGGAUCCUACACGGAUCAUUCAAAAAAAUUCAUUUGUGAAUGUAGGUAUAUAGACAAUGAUGGCACUGAUGGAGGAAGUGGCACUGGGGGAGGAAACGAAACUGAGGGAGGAAACGAAACUGAGGGUGAAAACGGCAGUGGAAAUGGAAACGAAACGGAGGAUGGAAGCGGUAACGGGGGUGGAAAUGACAAUGGGAAUGGAAGCCAAACGGAAGGAGAAAGUGGAGCAGUUGAUAACCAUGAUAGAAAACCUCCAAGAGUAAUCUUAGAGGAAUAUAAAAAAAGAAAACAAGGUAUAAUUGCAGGAUAUUAUGGCUCAUGGAAUAGUCAAGGUGAUAGAGGAAAGCAGAUGACUGAUUCUAACCCAAUGGUAUCAAUACUUUACAUUGCUUUUGCUCGUAUAAAUAUGUUUUAUGAUGUAUCUAGACCAUUCAACGGAAAACAGAAAUUUUUGUUAAAGAAACAUGGAUUAGAAUAUGAAACUUAUGGUGUGAUGUUAAACGAAAUCAGACGUAUAAGGAAAGCUCGCCCAGACAUUAUCUUAAUUCUAUCAUUAGGAGGAGAAACAUAUAUGAUAGAUAUAACAAAAGAUAUUGAUUAUGUAGAACAGAUAGUUAAGCUUGUAAAAGAUUUUGAUUUAGAUGGUGUAGAUAUUGAUUGGGAACCACAUGGCAGCUUUAACAAUUUAAACGAACUAGAUUUCUCAAAUUACUAUAUUAAAUUAAUUAACGUAAUAAGAAGUAGCAUCCCGGAAGAAAAAGUAAUUUCCAUAUCUGGAUCAUCUAAUGCGGCAUUAUCGUGUGUAUCAGUAAAUGAAACAUUUUGUAAAGACAAUGAUUCACCAUAUAACACUAACUUUCUAUCUCAACAAAUGGGUAAAAACGAAGAAUUAUAUAAAGCAUCAACCAUGUUGUCUACAGGAACAUUUGUCAAUAUUUUUAAUACAGCAAAGGAAAAAAUUGAUCUUGUAUUUAUUCAGACAUACAAUUUAGAAACAACAAACCCAAGCAUAAUGGUAGAUAUGUAUUUAUCCCAUCUAUAUUUUGGAUUAAAAUAUAAUAUCACUGUAUUGUUAGGAUUUUCAUUAGAGCACAAUAGAGGUGGAUUUAGUCCAGAUGACAAAGCAUUAUUAGAAUUAGUAUCGAAAACGAUUCAUGAUGAAAAUCACAAACACAAUAGGGCUGAUGGAGUAGGAAUAUGGCAUCUGUUUAUGAAAGAACAAUUGCCAGGAGGGUCAUAUGAUAUAGAUGCAUUUGUUACAAAUGUUUGGAAACAUUUAAACCCGCAAGUCCAACAACCCAAGGAUAUAGUCAUAACUCAUAAUCCAGAUGACUGUAACAGUAUAGAUGAAUAUGUCUCUGGACUCGUUAUCCCCAAAGCAGGAGUAUACUAUAAGCAUAAUGGUGCCAUAUGGAAAACUAGGUCAUAUUCAACUCGCGCUCCUGGUGUUGAUAGAUACGAAUGGGACUUGGUCAAAAUAUGUUACGAAAAAGCAUGUAACGGAAAAGCAGCUCAUUACUUUAACACUGAUUAUCAAAAUGGAUCCAUCGUUAUUUGGAAAGGAGAAGCCUAUACUAUAAAAUGGUGGCAAGCAGGACCUCCAGAAGGCGCAUCAUUAGAGUCAUAUGAAAAAUUGGAAGCCUCAGCAUGUCCCGGACUGAUGGAAUGGAAUAAAGAGCACCCCCAUAAGCCAAUUGAAGAAGACAUCCCCUAUGAACAAGAGGAAGAUUAA
Plasmodium gonderi is the source of this 1902-nucleotide messenger RNA. Its product is annotated as chitinase. Gene Ontology annotation, biological process: carbohydrate metabolic process. The record is from RefSeq and is a predicted model, not a curated record. Gene Ontology annotation, molecular function: hydrolase activity, hydrolyzing O-glycosyl compounds. NCBI's taxonomy places the organism in Eukaryota, Apicomplexa, Aconoidasida, Haemosporida, Plasmodiidae. The transcript has a single exon. The coding region runs from base 1 to 1902 and encodes 633 amino acids.